GGUGAAUAUCCUGUCGUUUACAUUUUUCGCCGUUUGAAGACAAUGGUCGAUGGAUGAGUGGAAGGCCAUGGCCCGACAUUAGUCUGCUUUCCGUUUUGACGCUCAAAGAGGACUAUUGAAGCGCUGUGGCUAACGGCUGCUGCCACCGUGCUCAGCAUGUGACCGAGCAGGCAGGGGAGGGGCGCUGUGUCUCGUGUAUGGUACCGUGGAACACCGAGUUCUUGUCAGCGUAGCAGGCGGCUCAGUCAACGGCUACGGCAACGGCCACACCAAGGAAGAAAAGUCGCCGAGACGACACUACACACGUCCACCCGCCCGUCCAGCAGCAACUUAUCCUCUACUUUUUUGGACUGCGUCGUUGGAACUGCCACAAGGAAAAAUUUCAGUGGGAGUUUGAAGAGCCAAGGACGCUGUUUGUGCAACAGGAGAGAAGAUGAGCACCAAGAGAAAGGCAGAGAGUCACUCAAGGGUAGUAAACAGACCUCGCAUCAUGAAGUCAGGAGACUCCCGGACUGAUUCAGAGAGAGACUCUGGCUUCUCAGAUGCAAGCUCAGAACACACAAGCACCAUGGACACCACAGACUCGGAGGAUUCUCCCCGCCCUGCUGCAGUACCACAGGGACCACAAAAGUCUGGCUCAGGGCCCCAGCCCUCUCAGUUAACUGUAGUGGGAGGCUCCUACUCCAACCUCUCACCUAUGAUCAUCAUGAACAACGUCGUCCUUAAGCAGCCUGGAGAUAAUCCUCCCGCCCUGAAGCCCUGGAGUUUCAGUCCCACAGUGGAGGUGGUUCAGCCUGUGGUCCAGCAGCCUCAGGUGGUUUUUCUCCAGCCUGUGGUCUCUCGCCAGGCUUCCCCUGCCUCCAAAGAGGCCUCCUCGAGACACAGACGCCCUAAGAAGUAUCUUCCAAUCCUGAAAUCCUACCCCAAGAUUGCUCCUCAUCCUGGAGACAGCUCCAGUUCUUCAGGUAGAGGGACUGCUUCCUCAUCAUCCUCUGUCUCGUCUUGUUCUUCUGACUCAAAAAGAAGCAGUGGUUUGACCUCCACCCACCGGGAACACUGUCAGAGAGAGAAGCAGCAGAAAAGUCUGAGUGUUGCCUCAACUAAUUCAAGCUCGACCACUCCCAGUCUUCCUCUGAGCCCCAGCCCCAUGUCUCCUCUGCUGCAGAGCCGACUUUCUCUCCACACAGCAGAAACUAGCACCAGCAGUGGUAGCAGCAGUCCUGUGAGGGAGAGGCCUUCAUCGGUUGUCAGCCAGUGUGACUUUAACACCUCCCUGUCUUUGACUCAAACCACAGGCUCCAAAAACCUUACGCAGCCUGUUUCCUGGGGGAGCAACCAAGACAGCGGCUCAUCAGGAGACAGUGACGCUGACACAAAGAGGAAGCGCUUCUGCAACACCUACAACAUUCUGAGCAAAUCAGGCCUGCUCGACAUUGCACUCCGCACUAAGGAGCUCCACCGACAGAACAGGCGCACCCAGAGCGACCUUGACCAGCUGAAGGAGCACACAGACCUCUUUCUGCAGGCAGUGUUGAGUGGGGACACCAGCAUCUGUUUAAAACUGCAGACUCGGCUUCAGGAGGAGGACCGAGAGAAAGAGAGGGAGAGAGCUGCUCAGACCAGCUUAAAGGCAGAUUAGACCGAGACUAGUGCUAGACAGUAAUCCUUUAGACUGAGAUGUGGAAAAGGAAGACCAGGGUUGGGGGUUGGAGUGUGCAGAGACAGAUGGACCGAAAGUAAUGUGCUCCACAAUACACUCACACCCCACACUCAACACACACACAGAUAGUGAGCUCUCUGGCCUACAUUUUGGCUGCCAGCCGCCCAAGGGCCCUGAUACAUCAAGCCGAUCUCAAAGAUUUGAUGCAGAUAACAACUUUUUGCUGCCUCAUGUCUCUUGUUAAAAAGUGCACUUGAAAAGUAUAGCUUAUGGCCAGUUGACUGCCAACAUACACAUAUGUUUUGCACCUUUGUAAAGGGAAAUAUUUCAGUCAGCAAUCUGUGUUUGUAAUCUAGGAAACAUUGAGGGAGAGGAGUAAAACAAACUGCGCUACCGUUUCUAUUGCCCUUUGAAUUUUGUGGAAUAUGUCUGUGAGUAUGUUUGAGAUUCUGAACUGAGAAUAUUAGUGCAUCCUUUUUAAAGAUUCAGAGGACAUGGUGCAUGCUUUGCUGAACUCUGAGGCUUUUACUACAUGGUGGUAAAAGAAAAUAUGGAUUAGGAAAAAACUAAAGAAAACCUAAAAGGUGUUCUAGGUCAGUUAAGAAGAGCUGCAUCUAAGAACUUGUUCAGAUUGCCAUUUGAAAUUUUUUAGCUUCUUUGAAUUAUAGAAUGCCUGGGCGGCACAAAAACACACAUAGAAAGUUAAUUUUGCAGACCAGAUUUAAGCCUCAUUUGGAGGUGAUUCAAAAUGCAUUGCAUUUUGGAUGCUCUGAAAACCAGUUUGAGCAGCUUAUGGGUUUUUUUACCCUGUGCUACACAGAAACAUCAUAUCUUGACUCUUGAAAGUCUUUUAAUGUCAGAGUAAAAUCUGUGCUGGUACAAGAAAAGCAAGACUGUCGGAAUUUAAACAGGCUAUGGUCAGAGAGAAGGUUGGAAGGCAAGAUGGGGACCACCAUUUCUUGUUUCUCUGCUUUGGAAAGCAGGAUUACCAGUGUAUGUAGUUUUUUUAAGGCUACAGAGUUGCUGCAAAAGGUGCCUGAUAUCUUGAUGUAAAAAUACAAUCUGAUCACUUUAAAAAAUCAUUGUGCAGUCUCUCUUACUUCUAAAACGUAGGCACUGUAGGAACCUGCGCUGUGGGCAGGAAAUGAUGCUCAAAAUGAAAGUCCCACAUUCAGCUGUCUGCUUGGUGUGUCAGAGGCCUAAGCUCAAAUAAGGCCAGAAACACAACUCACUGUUCUGCCAUACUGAUGACAUCUCUUCCACUGAUAUUUCUACUCUGCUGCACAGAAAUAUUCUGCUCAUCUGCAAUCAAGACCUAAAGCCCUAAGAGAUUUGGAUCUGAGGCACGAAAGGAUGAAUAUGAAACUUUUUGUUUUACUGAAUGCACAACAAAGGCUUGGAAUCGCAGAGCUUGAUUAAAACCCCUGAGGCUGGAUAUUUAACUUUAAAAGUGCACGACAAGAAGUUUUCGUUUAAGACUGAGGCAUCAGUAGACUGCUCUUUCUGACUCGAGAAUGUCACAAUACAUGAAUUGAUUAUGUUGACAAAUCUUUUGAUUUUCUGUAUUCAUGUGUAAAGCUGUGAUACUGUUGUGUUGCAGUUGACAUUCAAACUGUGUACAUAAUCAGAGUUAUUAAUAUGCAGCAGUUGUGCUUAUGUAAAACUGAUGAUUGUGACAGGCUUGUGGAACGACUCAUGUCACUGAAUGGGUCCAGAGCCUCUCACCCGUCAGCAUCUUUAAAGAGACAAACAUGCGCCUUAAGUGUCUUUUCAGUUGCAGAUGCAUUUUCAGAGCUGAUGUGGAAGAUUUGGCACAUCCAUUUCUAUUUAAUGGUUUUCAGUUUAACAUUCCCAUCAUGUUGCCGGAAGUUGUGUUAUAGCAUGAACUGACAGGAUGAAAGCUGUUUUCAGCCGUUUAGAUGCUUCCCUGAUAUGAUCCCAAUGAAAAUGGGUGCCUCCUUUAGUUCAGCAAUAACUGUCAGUAACCUGUAUGUGUUCUUUCACCUCUUUUUUUUAUAUACUGUACACAUGGAUGUAAUUUAUUCUGUCAGUUUUGUCCAGCUUCGGCACAGAUUUUCUGUUCUAAAUUCCUCUCUGUUCCUGUUAACCUUUCUGCAACAAUCAUCAAGCCAGGUUUCUAAAUGAAGACCAGUUGUUGUGUAUCAGCUUUGGGCCUCAUGAGUCCAGAGGUACAGAGAAAGUCUAACAGCUGCAUUGUCUAAAUUAGGAUCAGUUGUUUGAGUUUUGUUUUAUUUGAAUAAAUUAUGGCCUUAAUAUCCAAACCAGAUGUACGCUGCAGAGCUUUGCAUUUGCACUAAAAUAACCCGAGAGCGGCUCUGAUUAAACCUCUGCGCAGAAUUUAUCGGCAGCUAUGGUAGCUUAUUUGACGCUGACUGCAAAUUUUUCUAAGCUACAGUACUUGAAGUGCAUUGAGAGGCAACAUAAAAACUACCAGUAUAUAAAUACUUUUGCUAUUGUACAGCCAUGCAUUACUUCACAGUGUCAGUUUUUUUAAACAACGGUUUCUUCAUUAUGCAAAAUGUUUUUCAUGUUCUGUCUUUGACCAUGUUUUAAUAUUUGAUGUGAUGACUUUGUACUUUAUUGUGCUAUUGCUGAUUUAAAAGGGAUCACAUUUAAGCUACUUUUGCAUUAACCAACGCUGAGGUUUGGGUUCCUUGAUGAAUGAAUUGUGGUUUGAGAAAUACCUUCACCCCUUUAGCUCUGUAGUUAUAUCACUCUUUGAAGCAUUCUGUUGAACUCUUUGGCUCUUAUUUUUUCUCACGUUUGGUUUGGGACUUUUAUGCCUUUAUUGUUGUUGAAUGGUGGACAGAGCUAGAAACUGGGGAAUGGCAUACAGGAAAGAAGCCACGUGCUGGAUUUUGAGCCUGGACCAUCCAUGUCAAAGACAACGACCUCCCUACAUGGGGCACACGGAAAGAACCUAGUCCCCCUCAUGAUUCUUAUUUUUAAAGCAGCUGUGUCUGAGUCAGUGGAUGUUUUUACUCUAAAGCUGUGGUUUUCAAACUUUUUGUCCAAGGCACACCUAUGAUCAAGGCAAACCAUGUUCAUAUCCAUGCGAAAUAGCUUCUUAACACUUGUUUCAGUAUUUGCAGUUGUUGUGUAGUCGUUCUAAGUGGGUAUUGUUGUGCAAAUUCCCAUGGCACACUAAGACUUGACCUGCCAAACCAUUUGGGUACCAGUGCUCUAUAAAGGGUGCACAGGUGCGUAUCAUUGGUCAGUCUUUCUGCACAGAUACUUUGUAGUAAUCUCUUAAAAAUGGUCUUUUUAAUGAAGAGAAGACUAGAAGUAAAUUUUCCUGACUUGAUUCAAUUUUUUGUUAGCCAUUUGUUCUAUCUUAAAUCAGUUUUGACUUUACAAGACAGUGACUAACUAGUUCAGCCAAACUGUCUUUGUUUGUGCAGUCACAGGUUUCUGCUCUAAAACAACCACAUAAAGGUCAUGUCACAGUGGCAUUUUUGAUUCACCUUUCAGCAAUCCCAAGGUGAAAAAGAAGCUUUGCAGUACUUCUGAAGCACUAAAUUCAUGUAUGAAGGAACCUGUAUGGAUUUCUGGUUCAUUUUGUGUUCUUCUGUGUCGCAUGUUUUCUAAAUGCUCCAGACAUAAGUGAAAUAUUUUAGUCAAUCUUUUGACCUUAGCUGUAAAUUUUUUUUCACUUCACACUUUGAGGUUUUUGGGAACAACGGUUAGCUAAAUAGUCUUACUGUCAUAGAAAAGUAAGUAGAAAAUUGACCACGUAUCCUUUCUAAAAGCCUUAUUAAGACACUCGAGCCAGGUGCUGAAACUAAUUUUCUCUGGCUUCUUAAGCUCAUUUUACAGCUGCCACAUGUUCAUCAGUACAGAAACUGACAGUGCAAGGUUUCCUUCCCACAACAACACAUCUCUCACAUUUACCAAAACUUACAGAAACAUUGCAGAAUAAUGUCUAGAAGAAUGGUUCCUCUUUGAUUGGAUGUAUGAGGGCUACAUGAAAUAUAACAAAGGUGAGAGAUGACAUCGUCAAUAAAAGCACAACAAAACAGGCCAUGUCUGUUUUUUAAAGAGCUACAUUUGUUGGAUGCCAUCUGUUUGAGGUUUGCACACCUAUCAAAGUUUGGUUACCAUCAGCUGUAAUCUAAAGUUUAGUUUGUUUACAUAGAUCCACACUGCUGUGUUACUGUUUUAAAUCUCCCUAUGUGAUGGACUAGCUGUAUCAAAUCAUAAGCCUAAAUCUGUAUCUGCUACUUGCAGCAUCAUGGACUGCCCUUGCUGUCAUUAUUACAAACCUGUGUUAUCUUUGGAAAAGAUAUACAAUAAAAAAGAAAAUACUGAUAUGCUUGUUCAGUAGGAUGUGAUUUUAUAACACUGGAUUCUGAGUUUUUCAUGUAAACAUUGGCAGCUUUGUCCCUCGGUGCAUUUUUGUUUGCCUUCUUUCACUGAAAAGAUGCUGAAAUGUUUGUGUAAGAAUACAUUGUUUUUGAUUUAUCAACAUGAUUCAGUCUUGCACCAGCAACGUGAUCAGUAGCCCAAAUAGUUCCUGUAGUCCUUUCAGGCAAAGUGAAUGUACCGUGGCUUGCUGGCAUUUUUAUUCUGAACAUGUAAAUAUACAGGUGUUUAAAUCCUCAUAAGAGAACCACUGUGGAGGAUUUACCUAAACAGAAAUUUCAUUGAACUUGUUAUAAAUACAGAUUCUUCAGCUAUACCAAUCCAAGAACAAUAAACUAUGAUUUAAAGGGUUGAUGUUGUGCGCUUUAAAACUUCUUUUUGUAUCAGUGGAGUUAGAAACUCAUUGCUUGUGUAAUAAAUGGCAUUACAAAG
Messenger RNA from Cheilinus undulatus (humphead wrasse), 6475 nucleotides. RefSeq names its product CLOCK-interacting pacemaker b (gene cipcb). Bases 434 to 1639 code for a protein of 401 amino acids. Gene Ontology annotation, biological process: negative regulation of DNA-templated transcription; negative regulation of circadian rhythm. Gene Ontology annotation, cellular component: nucleus. NCBI's taxonomy places the organism in Eukaryota, Metazoa, Chordata, Actinopteri, Labriformes, Labridae. The record is from RefSeq and is a predicted model, not a curated record. The transcript is spliced from 4 exons.